AGGCUUUUAUUUGGAAAUUCCCCGGAUGCAUCGUCACUUUCCUCUCAGCUCCAUUCAUGAGAAGCCUCAUCAGCUGUCCUUCUGUCAUCGUGUAAAUUUUUCUACAAUUCAGCGUUUUGGAAUAAAUUAUGUCCUUUAAUAACAUGGCAGACCCGAGGAGACAGAACAAAAUACUAAGGUGAGUAUUUAAUGGAGAAAGAGAGGCCUCAUUCUUGAUGGGAGGAGCGAGCGGUAUUAGCUUGGGAGCUAACUGCUAACUAUUAACCUUUAACACAAUUCAUGAGCAGAGCUUAAAGGGAUUAGAGUUUAGUUUAUCAAACUGGGCUUAAAAUUAUAUUAACUAGCAAAUAUCAAGCAGGUAAUGGUCAACGCUUAAUUUUUGUUGACAUAGGCUUUCAAGUCAUUUAGUAACAGCUCAUAUCAUGAGAAAAGAUGUAUUUCCUAUCCCAGUGUUUCUCAUGCGUGUAACCCAUGUAACCCUCAGAGACCAGAUCACUUUCUUUGGCUCGUUUUUCUCCAUUUAAAUCCUGCAAAUCUUGUAUGCAAUUGUGUUUACAGCUCUAAAAGAACAGUGAGCUUGAAACAGCUUGAUAUUUCAGUGUGUUAUAGUCAUUAAUUCACACAACAGGUCCAUAAUAAUCGGCUUUUCUGAGCUUUUUGUGCAGAAAGCCAGCUUGCUUGCUAAAGGCCCUGACCCAAAUGAAAUGGAGAAACUUUUGGCUUGAUGAAGGCAAAUUAAUUAAAAAACAAAUUCUGUUACCUCUCUGUUAAAGAUGGGAUAACAUAUUGUCUCAAAAUAUAUCAAUAACUGCUGUAAUAAGUGCUGCUGUGUCACAGUAUUGUUAUAGUCAUGGCCUGUGUAUCAGGUGAAAUUCUACAACAAAGUAUGGCAAAACAAUGAUUUAACGAUACAGCAUAAUAUCUGUAGAAAGACUGUGAAAGACUUGAAACGCCCCUAAAAAUGUAAAGUGUAGGAUUGAUUGUUUUCCUACAUUUGGUUUAGUUUAACUGAAAUAAAAAAUUCUCCUAUUCCUAAUCUGCAAAUAAAUUUAGAUUAGAUGUGCAUUUUUAAUCUCUAAUUUCCACCACAUCCAGACUGGCUACGAAAAGGCCGUUUCUGACAAUUGCAGCUGAUCGUAACCAUUCAAAUUAAUGUGUUCAUUUCCACCGGCUUCUUUCUGUUCCGCUGCGGUUCGCAAGAGUUCUGUUUUGGACGCUGGAGUGUGCCGCAUAAAGUCAGCACAGAUUAACCUGUGCUGGUAAGGAAGUCGGGCACAGACUCAAAAUAAAACAUCUGGCCUCUUUUCAAAAUAAAAGGCGGUUUUUCAGGCGGAGACGAACAAGUGAAAGGUUUAUAGAUAGCAUUACUCCCCGAUGACACCACGGAUGAGAAGAUGGUGAUCAUUAAGUCCUGACAUGGAUUUUCUUCUCUGGAAGGACAUAAUUUACUGCUUAUAUGGUUAAGUGGCUGUCUUUAUAGAGACAACUUGUUUUUGCGCAAUCGCACAUAAAUCCGCAGGUUCUUGUGAGUUCUCGCGAUUCCCGCUUUCUGUAAUCUGCCAUGAAAUUUGCCUCACAAACUGAUCUGGUAGGAAUUGGCGCCAUGCCGGAUCAGAGUCGUUCAGGAUGUGGUGGAAAUUCAGGGUACAAGAGCAAGGAGAGACAGCUUCGUCCACAGGGGGGUGCCAAAAUUGACUUAAACUCAAAGUUCAUCACAAGAGCUUUAAUCUGUAUGAUUGUAUCCGAAUCAGCUUCAGCCACAGUUUUUACUGUGUUGCCUACAGUGUGUCUCAUGUAUUAUUCUAGUUUGCACCACACAAGAGUGUGUUUCAUCCUCACUGUUAAUAAAAUGGACAGUUAUUGUCAUGCAGGACUCUGCAGACUGGAGUCCAUCUCUCAACCUAUCCACUUAUUCAGGGUAGCAGUGGCGUUGGCAGACAUAGAUAUAAUAUGAAUUGCCUCUUUGCAUGUCUACGUGGCAGCCAUCUUGGUGAGGGAAUCAUUCCCAUUAAAGGCAAUGCAUGUACAAUGAAAAUAGAUCAUAACUUGCUCAUUCUCUAGCGAUUUUCAUGCAGUGUACUUUAUUGUCAAUGCCGAAUCAUGUGCUAUGAAUACGGAUCAUUUGAUUAGAAACAUUUUUAAAAAUCUAAUGUUUUGAAAUAAUAGCAAAUGUUUAGGCAUUGAAAAUUAAGUAAACCAGGUGAAAAUUGGUUGAGAAAUGAGUGGGAUAUGAUUUAUCUUUCAUGUACAUCUAGUGCCUUUAAUGGGACUGUUGCCCCUGCUAAGAUGGCUGCCACUUAGGCACGCCCAUUAGCGAGCUGCUACAGUAUGCUGCUACAGCGUGCUGGCGUAUCUAGUCUUCUAUAUAUAUAUCUGUGUUGGCAGAGCUGGAAUCUGACAGUGUAGAUAGACCACCUCAUGAGGAGGAUAUGUUUGUCUGAACUAUCUCACAGGCAUCUCUUCAUUUGUUCUUCACUGUUUAUUUUGGUUUUGUAGAUACAAGCCCCCCAGCACAGAAACCAACCCCACGCUGGAAGACCCCACGCCUGACUACAUGAACCUGCUCGGCAUGAUCUUCAGCAUGUGUGGGCUGAUGCUCAAGGUGACCUCCACACUCACACACUCACUGACUGUUUGACUCCCACCUCUCCCUCAUCCUCUGCCUCUGUGUGGUUUUAUGUGUGUCCACAAUAAAGGGAUGAACCCUAGACUUUGGUCCAGCUCCGUCAGUCCAUUUAGAAGAUUAAAGGUAAACUCAACUUUAGAUGGGAGGAUGAAGGAGAGCUUUUCACUUUGGGCACUGGAGACACAAUGAACGAGACAAAGAUGGGACAUGAGCAGGCCAGAGUGGCCUCCCAGUACAAUAGCCGAGCAGUUGUUUUAUUGGCUUACUAUGAAUCUACAGAGAGGCUUUUUUCCUCAGCUGUUUUUAAUAUUUGCCCCUCAAACCCCCAAAAUUUCUGAACUUUCACAGAAUCAGUUUAAUAAAACCUUUAAGAGAGUCAGAGGGCCUCAGAUAAUUUUUCAUUCAGCGAUCACUUGUGAAAAUGCGCAUCAGAGCUGCCCUGGUUGAUGGCUUUUGUGAUCCCACCCGUUUGUCCAGCUAACCUUUAGUUCCAUGUGUAUUUCAGCUGAAGUGGUGCGCCUGGAUCGCUGUCUACUGCUCCUUCAUCAGUUUUGCAAACUCCAGAAGCUCAGAGGACACCAAACAGAUGAUGAGCAGCUUCAUGUAAGUUUACACCGCCAUAGGUUCAAUGUCCAGGGUUUACCUUUCCUGUCCUAUCAUGGUAAAUAAAUCGUUAUCUUCUUAAACUGAACACAAAUGCAGGUAUUGUUGAGCCAUACACAGUGUUCUUGUCCCUCAUUCCAUGCUAGAAGACAAGGAUACCCUCAUUACUGUCUCCUCACUCACCAGCUUAACCUCAGUCCUGCACAGACAUUAUACUCCAGACUGUCUCCCAGCUCUCUAUCAUGCGCAGCCUAAACUAUAUGCAGAAACAAACUCAUACAAAAACACUUUGGGGCGCUUGUCACCCAGAUUUUGUUUGAUCUAAUAACCACAAAGCGGUCAAAGCUAAUUUGCCAUUUUGACCUCAAAACGAGUAAAUAUUGAUGUGUUUAAAGAUUCCUGACUCUGCCUUUGAAAACUUCUGAGCAUCUCUGCACUGCCCUCCACAGAAUGCUGCACUUUUUUAAGAAGUGCUGCAGUGAGAGGGUUAUUCCAAGGAGACUUAAGGGAAAGAUGAAAAAGAUUGAAAUAGGUGCUGCAGGAGGAAGUUCUAAUGUUAAUUCCAGUUUUGUUAAAUCUGAACAUCUGAGGCAAUUUAACAUUUGAGAUAACUGACUUUCAGUGGAAACUAUCAAGGCUACCGCUGCAGUUAGAUGUGGAGUGUUCGCCAUCUUAAACCUCAGUUCAAGAUUUAGAGAAACUGAUUUUUUGCUGAAGAAGUUUGAUCCUUUUGUUGCAACCUUUCAGAGAGCCAAGAAAAGAGCUGUUUGUUAAAGUUAGUCACAAUUUAUGCAGAUUUCAAAGUAUAGGUUUGGACUCGUGUCUGUCUGCCGCUGAGACUCGAGAUGAGCCAGCUCUAAUGUCCAAAAGCUUUUAACCGUCUGACCUCCAGAGGUGGGACAUUUCCAUUUGCUUAUAAAAAGAGUACUACAGCAGGGCAGCCGUCCAGGCCUCGCAGACAGAUUCACAAUGAGGAGAAAUCUUCUGCGCCAUCGUACAGAUGAGGUUGCAUAAAGACAAGCCUGAUGCACUCAUAGUUUCAUAAGGCAGAAUGUUUGGCUCAGCUCUUAAUGUUAGAUGAUGAACUUAACGCUGCGGGCUGGAUGCUGGUUCAAGGCCAGUUUUAGGACGUUUGUUGAUAGCCAAGAUAUGAUGUCAGCAUCACCGUGGUGUUCAACAAAGGUCAGUGCUGAUACAGGCUGAUGGAGCUGAGCCUUCAUACGUGUGAGGAUGAAUUAACCCUCUCAGGGGGCAUCACAUGGUCCAAGGGUUUUUUUUAUAGGUGCGUCUUCAUAAGCUAGAAUAUCAUCAAAAAAUUUCAGUAAAUUAAUUUAAGAAGUGAAACUCCUAUCAUGCACAGACUGAUAUAUUUCAAGAGUUUAUUUCUUCUCAUCUUGACGAUUGUAACUUCCAGCUAAUAAAAACCCAGCUUGUGAUAAAAUGUCAGCAGUAAAAAAGCUCAAAUCCUAAUCUUUAUGGCACGGUUAAAAAAUGCUUUCUUGAUUAUUUCAAAAUUUCCCUCAAAAUGAAUCCAGCGGGAAAUAAAAUCAACUUUUCCAUGAUGUCAUUUCCUCAUUUUUCUCUCUGCAGGCUCUCCAUCUCAGCUGUUGUGAUGUCAUACCUCCAGAACCCACAGCCAAUGUCGCCGCCCUGGUAACCAAGAGCCAAUCGCUGAAGAGCAGAGGAAAUUAAAUGCGGAUGUUUAAGUUGAUGAUCAAACGACUGAUUGUCCCUCCAGCUAUCAUGGAGGAAAAACAGAGACAGAUCAGAGGAUGAUACGACAGAAAUAGAGGAGGAGAGAGGAAACAGAUGAACUCUACAUCGAAAUGUUCUUCGAUUGCACUCUGAUGUUUUCCUCUUUUUUUAACCUUUUCUAUGUUUGUUUGUCAAUGAAGAUGCCAAGAUUUUUCUCUGUUUGGCUGAUCUGUUGCAGGAGGUCACAAAUAAAGUUGUUCGGUUUUAAGAGAGUCGUUCCUCCUUUCUCUUUGUUGAUGCUGCA
Molecule: messenger RNA, 5228 nt
Organism: Xyrichtys novacula (pearly razorfish)
Lineage: Eukaryota; Metazoa; Chordata; Actinopteri; Labriformes; Labridae
Source: the annotation of a GenBank genome assembly